Messenger RNA from Talaromyces rugulosus, 2994 nucleotides. RefSeq lists its product as uncharacterized. The transcript has 6 exons. Gene Ontology annotation, cellular component: cytoplasm. The record is from RefSeq and is a predicted model, not a curated record. Gene Ontology annotation, molecular function: mRNA binding. Gene Ontology annotation, biological process: post-transcriptional regulation of gene expression. Bases 1 to 2994 code for a protein of 997 amino acids. NCBI's taxonomy places the organism in Eukaryota, Fungi, Ascomycota, Eurotiomycetes, Eurotiales, Trichocomaceae.
AUGCCCUUCAAAAAUGGCCUCAGCGAGCGCCUCGACGAGCUGCGCUUCCCCUCGCCGCGCUCUCCUCCCGCCGAUGCUCCCUUUGCCGCAUACACGCCGCUGUCCCCUCAGGGCAACCUGAUGUCCGCCUUGCAACGGCCCUCGCCCGACGUCCGCGCCAAUCUACAACGUCGUUUUACCACCGACGCCGCCAGUAAGCUGUCGUCAUGGACCUUUGUCAACCAGCAGCAGCCUGCCCAAUCAGCCGAGUCCAUAGAUAUGGUGUCCUCGGCGACCCAUAUCCACAAGUCCCAGCUAUUCGAGAAGAAGCGCCAGCACAUCGAGUACAUGCGGGAGCAAAAGAAACGAUUCGAGGCGGAUAUGAAGCUGCUGGAUCUCCAGCAUGAAAAGGAGAAGCUGGAAAUGGACCAGUUGGCGCGUGAUCUUGCCCAUGCGGGUCUCUCUGGCCCUGUCAGUGAGCCCACAACGCCCCCAGAGCACCGCGAUACUAGCUUCCCAGCUGCCUUCUCGCGGCCCGGUCGCUUCUCGACCUCCAGCGUCACUUCUUCACCGGGCAUUUUCAACAUCUUCUCUCCCUCUUCCGUGACUUCUCCACCGUCCACUUCGCACACCAGAAACGGGACGGCCUCCACCUCCAACCACCGCUUUUCUGUCCAAUCAGUUCCUGGCUCUCGCAGGAACUCUGAGGAAGACGAAUAUUUCCCGGAGACUACUUCAGCUUUUCGAUCUGGUCCAUCUAUUCAUCGCUAUUCUAUGCCCACUACAAGUCUUGCUUCUCAACUGAGGUCCACAACUGCUACUUACAAUAACUCCACCUUGGAGCCUUUCAACGCUGCCAAGCUACUCUUCGGUGACGAGGGUAAAGGGCCAAAAGACGAGGAUCGUCUUCCCACCCCUGAUAUCAAGAGCUAUCUUAGGAUGACCGAUCCUGACGACAAAUUCCCCACUCUUUCCCACAACUCAGGUCUGCUCUCGGCAAACUCUGAUGCACUUGAUCUAGCAAAUUCUCGUACCCCUGAACCGUGGAACACCCAUAACCGUUAUCGUUCCAUGCCACAGGGUGACCUCAGCAUGUUUCGCUCAGAUCAUUUGGAUGGCCCCUCGCCCACUGAAGUGAAUCACCACACGCGCCAUGCUGCACGCCAUUCUGUUGAGUUGAAUCUGUUCCUCGGAAAGCAAGAACCCAGCACCCCCGCUCAGCCCUCAACUCGGCCUGUUUCGUUGCAGUCGUCCUACUCGACCAAUGACCUGCCUACGAUGAAGGCCAAUGGAGGUAAUGCUGUUACACCGCCAAAAUCGCAUGCUGAUCACUUCCAUCACCACAACGCAAGUUUGGGCCGCAUCCCACCUGGCGCGACAACCAGCCGUUCGGCCAAAGAAUCCCCUGAACGCGAGGAGUCCGUAAUGGCUACUAACGGGGGCGGGCCCCAGUCUGGCCUUCAAGCAACAGCUGCUCCUUUUGGGCCUCAGCUGUCUGCGGUCAAUGGACCAGGUCUUACCGGCCCUGCUGCUCCUAAUCCCAUGCAAGGAUUUCAAGGUCAAUUCCUUCCGUUCCCGGUACAGCCUUACAUGAACAAUGGAAUUCCCGCCAACGGUGGUGGUGUCCAGAGCUUUAACACCCAGGCUCCUUAUCCAGGAUUUGGUCAAAAUGGUGCCUUCCAAUUCUCCAGGGUCCCCGCGCGCCCUGUGAAUGCACCCGCUCAUCGUAAUGGGGAAACUGAUGCCCAGCAAGUUUCUCGUUUUGCCAAUCUCCCUCUUGAACAGUACCGUGGUGAUCUGUAUGGCUUGUGCAAGGAUCAGCACGGAUGUCGCUAUCUUCAGCGAAAGCUCGAGGAGCGCAACCCUGAGCAUGUUCAAAUGAUUUUUGCUGAAACAUGUAUGCACGUGGUUGAGUUGAUGACAGACCCGUUUGGCAACUACCUCUGCCAAAAGCUCCUCGAAUACUCGAACGAUGAUCAGCGCACUCGUCUGAUCCAUAACGCUACCCCGCAACUGGUCCCAAUCGCUCUCAAUCAGCAUGGCACCCGUGCCCUCCAGAAGAUGAUUGAAUUUGUAUCCACCACUCAACAGAUCCAGAUGGUCAUUGACGCGUUGCGUGGCCACGUAGUGGACCUUGUUCAAGAUCUCAAUGGCAACCACGUGAUUCAAAAAUGCCUUAACCGCCUAUCAGCAGAAGAUGCACAAUUCAUCUAUGAUGCUGUCGGGUCACAGUGUGUAGUCGUAGGCACACAUCGCCAUGGAUGCUGUGUGCUACAACGCUGCAUCGACCAUGCAUCAGGAGACCAACGUGCGCGUUUGAUUGCUCAGAUUACGUCAAAUGCGUUCUCACUUGUACAAGACCCCUUUGGGAACUACGUCGUACAGUACAUUUUGGAUCUCUCUGAACCGCACUUCACCGACCCCCUUUGUCAGACAUUUUUGGGGAACAUCCCAGCUCUUUCCAAGCAAAAGUUCAGUUCUAAUGUCAUCGAAAAAUGCUUGCGGACAGCGGAGCCUCCCAUGCGUCGUCGCAUGGUUGAGGAACUUCUUGUUCCCCGUGAGCUCGAGGCAAUGCUACGUGAUUCAUUUGCAAACUAUGUCGUUCAGACUGCAAUGGAUUUCGUCGAUGCCGAUACUCGGACCCGUCUCAUGGAUGUUAUUCGUCCUAUUCUGCCGUCUAUUCGCCAAACUCCACAUGGCCGCCGUAUUGCCGGCAAAAUGGCAGGGGCCGAGUCCUCUGGUCGCACCAGCGGCAAUCCAAGCGGCCAGGCGACUCCGAAUGACAUGACUUCUGGCCAGCUGCCUGUGUCGAUGCAAGUGCCACCAAAGCCAUUCCUCCAGGGCCAUAACUCAUUCAGCGGGAAUGGGAACGUGACCCAGCAGUUUGGUGCUCAACCAAUUUCGCCUCCGAAUGCUUUUGGUGUCUCAGCCAAUGUCCCAGGUGAAGUUGGGACUUUUGCUCCAACCCACGGUCUUCCCCAGGGACAGGCUUUUGGCGGCAAUUCUUUCUACUGA